Zootoca vivipara (common lizard) is the source of this 7221-nucleotide messenger RNA. RefSeq names its product gypsy retrotransposon integrase 1 (gene GIN1). Gene Ontology annotation, biological process: DNA integration. Lineage: Eukaryota; Metazoa; Chordata; Lepidosauria; Squamata; Lacertidae. Gene Ontology annotation, molecular function: nucleic acid binding. The record is from RefSeq and is a predicted model, not a curated record.
UCUCCAAUUGAUCCGGUGCCUCCUUUUGCGCCGCAAAAGGAGAGAAGCUCUAGCUCUCCCGUUGGGCGGGAACAAUUUCACUGGGAGAAAAAAAAAAGGCGCGGCGGCAGCGGUGGUGACGGGGAGGCGUUGGUUCCCAGCGAACAGUGGCUUGGUAGUACCGCAAUGGUCCGUAAUGGCAAAAAUGGUGGACUUCAUCUGAAACAGAUCUCUUACUACAAACAAACGGGUGGAUACCACCCCACAACAUUAGCAAGUGAAAGGAGCGGAAUAAGAAGAGCAGCUAAAAAAUUUGUUUUCAGAGAUAACAAGCUGUUCUAUGUGGGAAAAGACAAGCGGCAAAUGCGCCUGGUGAUUCUUUCUGAUGAAGAGAAAAGGAAAGUGUUAGCAAAGUGCCAUGAAAACCAUGCAGGUGCACAUCAUGGCAUAUCAAGGACACUGACCCUGGUGGAAUCUCAAUAUUAUUGGACAUCAGUAACCAGCGAUGUAAAACAGUGGGUGUACGAUUGCGAGCAUUGCCAGGUAGCAAAGAAUACAGCUGCUGUAGCGUCUAAAUUCCAUUCUAUUAAGGCAGAAGACCCGUGGACUGUAGUUACUCUAGAGCUAAUGGGACCUUUUCAUGCCACCAGCCGGAACAAUGUGUAUGUCAUCCUCCUAACAGAUGUCUUCACUAAGUGGGUUGUGGUUUUGCCCCUGCCUGACCUUUCAGCAGCUGAAGUGGCUAAGGCAGUUGUCAGCACAUCGUUCUGUUAUGGACCACCUCAGAAAAUAACUAUAGAUCAGGAAGAAGAGUUUGUUCAUCAGAUCAACAGGGAGCUGUUUGAACACUUUGGGACAAAGCAAUUAAUAAUGCCAUACCCUCAAGCUGAUCAUGAAAAUGAAGCUGUCAAGACAAUCAGAUCUUUCCUUCUCAAAUACUGCACGGAGCACACCAAAGACUGGGAUGACCAUUUGCAAGCUAUUUCAUAUGCAUUUAACUUGAUUGAUUCAGAAACUAGCAACAACACGCCCUAUUUCCAAAUGUUUAAACGAAAUCCUUAUAUACCUUCAACAUUAAGUGUGAUUCAAGAAGGAGAGAGUGACUGCCUGUUUGUGAGAAUCUUAGCUGCUAUUAGACAAGCAGAGAAAGCAGUACAGGAAAGGACAAUUUCAAGUUGCCAGAAUAUGAAGGAAAUGCCUGUGGAACAGCAGAGUGGGAACAUGAACCAAGUCAGGAAGAAACCAAAGCAAGUUAAUCAAUUUCUCCUUAAAGUUGGACAUGAAGUUCUCAGACAAAAGAAGAAUUGGUGGAAAGAUGGUCGCUUCCAGUCCGAAUGGGUUGGCCCUUGUAUUAUAGAUUACGUUACUGAUAAUGGCUGUGCAAUAUUAAGAGAUGCCUCUGGCUCCAGGCUGAAAAGGCCCAUCAAAAUAUCUCAUCUUAAGCCAUAUAUAAGAGGAUCUCAGGAACAAGAUAGCAGCUACGUUUGGCAGAGUGCCGUCAUGGUUGAUCAUGAUUAUGUCGGUUCAUCCGAAACGUCCGCGGGACAGAGCUCCAAAGAUGUCUUUUCCGGAAAAGGUCCACCUGUUCCCGUUGCUGAUGAUGGCCUGUCGGGGAAGGACCGUGUCUUCUCAGAAUGUAACAGUAGCGCAGAGACAGAAUUGAUAGACCCAGACUCCACUCACUCAAUGCCGAAGAAUCCAAAACAGUGGUGUGCAGCUUACUGGACUCUUCAGAAAAAGACAGAGGCUACUUGAAUCAAAUACAGUAAGACUCCAUUGGAAUAAGUGGUACGGAGCUUGUCAAAGGUGUGUAAAUACCAACCUUUGCUUCCUUUGUCCAGAAUUGACCACUGGUUCAGCUACUGCUAAAUGUUCUGUUCGUAUGUUGUAUGAAACCAUAGCUUAGCACCAUAUGCCCAAAUAGCAGCAAGCCUUGGGCUCGUGCAGUCCCCUUUCCUGCUCUGGUGCAGCCAUAGAGGAGGAGACUGGAAACUUUCAGUUGUUUUCCAGCCAACCAUGGUUUCUCAUAUCAAACUGGUUAAAUGUUAACUAUGGUUAAGGGAAACGAGUCAACUUUCAAACAGUCUUCAGGGUAUUGAAACGCAUAACGUAUGUAACUGCUUCCCUUUAAAAAUCUUCUUUUUCUGGCCAUGCGAAAGGAAGAGAAGGGAGUAUAAUAUAAAGUUAUAGAACCAUUACAGAAACAAUUAAAUCUGUUCCAGCAUACAUUCAGUAGAAGAGGGUAGGUUACACGAAACAAAAUGCUUAACUCUCAUGGACCAGGUUAAAGAGGUGCAUAUUUAGCACAUGGUGAAAGUUGUACAAUGAAUAUACCAGACACAUCUCUGUGGAGACUGUGACACAAUUUAGGGGCUGCCACAGAGAAAACCCUCUCCCUUAAGGGUUACUGUAACUGUUUUAUUAAACUGUAUUAUUAUUAUUAUUAUUUAUUUAUUUAUUUUCCGGUAAGCGACUAGUAAGUAAAAAAAACAACAAUUCGACUUUAAAGUACAACACAAACCCUUGUGACUUCUGAAAGUUUUCACCGUCAAAACUUAAUUGGAAUAUGCAAAUAUCCACGAUCUUCUUUAAAUACAGUUUCUCUAUUGUAGGACCUCUGUAAGCUUUAGCACCAGCUAAAUGUUAUUUACUGUCUGACUUGUGCCACCUGGUGGGUUUUUAUAUAACUUCAGGGGAGGAAAUGGAAGACAUACAUUCAUAUAAUGGCCUAGUUUUCCCUAUUCUGGAUUGUACCACUUGAUACUGUCAGUGGGGGUUCUUUAGUGUUUCUGCAGUAGCUUUGACAUGUAAAUUCUGACAGAUCUAAUUAAGCCCACCAGAAGCAACUUGAAAAAUUCUAGGAAGCCAAUGAAGUCUUGUUUCUCAACCAGUAAUUUCACCAGCUCUAGAGAGAUGAGCAGCUUGUGACAGAACAGCUAACAUAAGCUCUCUUCAGCUAACAUGGUUUCUACUUGAAGCACAGUUUACCUUAAAGUAAACUUUGAUUAUAACAGAUAUAACAGUAUAUUGUGAGUUCUGGACAAACUUCUAGCAAUCUGUAGUUUUUUCAGCAAACAGAACUAGAUGGGUUGGACUAAAGGCAAGACCUCACAAACCUCUAAUAAGUGGGGCUCUGCAACAAAACGUUGCCGUCUGUCCUAGAUAUGUGCAUUUUGCUUGGUUCUGAUAAUAUAAAAGACAGAAGCCUCUGCUGUCACUUCAUGUGGGGAAAUGUGUGUAUUUUAGCUUGACAUUUAAAAGUACACGCAGUCAGGACACACACCUGCAUUCAACUGAAUUCAGGAUUCACCUUGGAGGUGGACUGAGGGAUAAUUCAAGCAGAUCGACCAUUGUUUCAACCCGAGACGUAUGGGGGAUGUUUGACCAGGAGUCAUAGAAACGUAGAGUCCAAACAAGCACCAGCCCCACCUCUCACCCCCAAUAUUAAUAGUGGAUAACAUUGUGAUUGAAGCUGAUCUCAGUGCUGCCUCCCUCUUCCAGUUUGCAAUAGGGGCAUAGCAGUAAAUUGCUUUCUCCCCCAGUUGGAGGGGGAAAACAACAGUGGAUAAGUGUGCAGGGUUCUGGUAAACGACUUUCUCAGAUUCAGUCCAGUCUGCAGUAGGAGUAUCAUACUUUCGAGCAACAGUUUGGGGUUGUUGUAUUAAAACAAUCAGAUAGUGACCCGUGGUCUGCAGUAUUCAGCAUGAACUUCACUGCGGGGGUUCUUUCUCCCAGUCCCUUCUGACUGCAAUUUGGGGAUAAUGAUCUGUGCAUGUCUCUUUCUUUGUCUUCUUUUGCACAGUUUCACUACAUUCACUGGACAGUGGGGGGAAACUGAGCAAAUUGAUUACUUAGGGAGAGAUACAUAGGUAGCCUCAUACACCUUCUGCUCUUCUUACUGUCUCUGGCUCCUUUUCUUUUCUUCCAGCUAGCUUCUUUUACCUGCUUACUAGCUGAUAAGCAGCAUUUCCCCUCUCACCCUCCUUUUCACUUUUCUGCACCACCAUGUCGAGGUGCAGCAAGCAGAUCAUGACAACAAAGGGUGAGGAAAACACAAGUGUCCCAAAUGGAGAGAGAAUGAAUGGAAAGCAAUGGAACCUUUUGCCUCUCGUGUCUUCCUCCGGGACACUCCAGAGUCCAGUUCUAUUUCUCCCUCCCGCACUGACAAUGCCCAGUGUAACCCCUCUUAAAUGGGGUGUGCGGGGUAUGUGCUGACGUGAGCUGGCAAGGAUCUACUUGUUCCUAAGCCAGUCCGGUUAUUAGCAAGUUAAGCUCAGGGGCCUGAUCUGGCACUGUUUCCUGGAGCAGCCUGGAGCUAAUGCAAACACCGCUAUGCCACUGGCAUGAGCAGUGGGGCUCUGGAUGCAGCAGUUGCUCAGCUGCCCCCCCAAAGGUGAGGACUGUACCCUAAACCCCCACCCAAGGACUAGGGAAGAACAGAAGGAGACCCAUGCCAAGUUUGCUUGAUAUUCACCGUACAGUCAUACCUCUGGUUACAGACGCUUCAGGUUGUGCAUUUUUGGGUUGCGCACCGCGCCAAACCCGGAAGUACCAGAAUGGGUUACUUCUGAGUUUCAGCACUCGCGCAUGCGCAGAAACACUGAGCUUUGUGCAUGCACAGAAGCGCCGAAUCGUGACCCAUGUAUGCGCAGAUGCGGCGCUGCGGGUUGCAAACGUGCCUCCCGCACGGAUCACAUUUGCAACCUGAGCGUCCACUGUAUAAGAUGAUAAGCUGCUUUAUACCGAAGCAGUCCCUUGAGUCAUGUGGACCAAUACUUUCUUGGCUGGUUCAGGCAGAAGACUUUACUUGUCACAGGAGGUGCUGGGAAAUGGGAAACACAAUCUUCUGCAUACAGAGCAUAUGUACAUAUUUAAACCUACUUGGCUACUUUUAUUCUUAACCACUAGGUGCCACUCACUCACUUUGGUCAAACAAAUCCGACUGCACACAGAAAGAGCAUGCUUGCGUGUUCAUGAAACUGAAUGCAUACAUUUAAAUCAACCCUGUCCCCCAAUCGCCCACAACAAGAUAGCACAAGGAAGGGAGAGUGAAGUGUGAAACACCAUAUGGCUAUGUUUUGGGAAAGAACAUAGGCGUGAGAGUUUGUUAGCUCUGAGUGGAAGGACAUAUUGAGGGAUUACCGUAUUUUUCCGUGUAUAACAUGCCCCCAUGUAUAAGACACCCCUUGUUUGGGGGGACUCCAAAUUAAGAAAAUAGAGGGAGAUUGUCAAGAGUUGUACAGUUGUUGAGCUUUUUGGGGGGAGGAUUGCCCAGAGUUGCUGAGCUUUUUGGGGGGGGGGAUUGCUGAAAGUCGCUCACCCGACUGAAUAACGCUUAAAAUCGCAAAUGACUCAAAAGCCGCCAAUCGCCCGCCCAAUUGCUUCAGGGGAAGCCAAUUGACAACAACCCUUGCUGCGGCCACCAAUCAAACUGCCCAAUAGCCGCAGGCAAUCUCCUGCUCGCGGCUGCAACCAAUCGCCCCUCCCCCCUCUGCACUAUCCGUGUAUAAGACGACUCCCAAUUUUAAACAUAUUUUUAAAAGAAAAAUAUCGUAUUUUUCCGUGCAUAAGACUAGGUUUUUUCCCUUUAAAAUAAUGUCAAAAAUUGUGUGUGUGUGUGUGUGUGGGGAUCUUACACACGGAUACAUCUCCCCUCCAUUUUCUUAAAUCAGAGUCCCCCCAAAUAGGAGAUAUCUUAUACAUGGGGGCAUCUUAUAGACGGAAAAAUAUGGUACCUCAUCUUAUACACGGGAAAAUACGGUAAGUUCUAAUCCACGCCAUUCCCACAGAUAAUUAACAUCUUUUUUUUUUUCUGAUGAAAUUCUGCAUGACCAGGAGAGUGGGUAGCUGUCAAAAGGAUAUGCCCUGCUGUCCAACAGGCAGUGGUGAUGGAUGUAAAGGGACACAGCAGAAAACCAAGACAGAAGGGGGGCAUCGUUAAACAAGCUCAUGUUCAGAAGCACUAUGCGAUUUGCUGCAAAAAUAUGUGAGGCCAAAAUAUGAACCCUAAUAUAAAUGCUAGGUUUAUGUAGUUUUAUAUAUUUGGAGAGAUUUCAAAAAAAAUAUUUGUGCCUGUAUUAACCAACCACGUAGAAGAUGAUUUGCAACGGAUUUCGUAACAAUGUGAAAUGCAGUACUUGAAUAAAAUAAAAUAAAAUAGGUUGGAAGGUUACAAGUCCACACAUCAGCUACUGGAAAUUAGUGAACUGGUGGUUGUUCUUUCUGGUUCUCUGAAAGCAAUCUAUAAAAGAUUGCUAAUAGUUGGCAGCGCUGACCAGCUAGCAAGAAUGUCACCAGCAAGGACAUUUUGCUGUCUGUGAACUGAGACAGUUCCUGAUUAUUAAAUGAAUGUAUACUAGGAAACUGAUGCAAGUUCCCCUUAUUCCAAAGUCUAGUUUGACUUUUUGCCAGAGUAAGUUCCAAGUUGUCAAGUUAACUGGGCUGAAAGAGGUUUGGAGCAGCUGUAGUUCCUUGCCCCAGAAUGCCCUUUUGGGGGACUUAACACUAGCAUAAGUCCCAUCAAUGGAGCCUAAUUGAGGGAGCUGCUGUGCCCCUGGCUGAAUUGAGAGGGGGGAGUUACGCUGGCAUAACCCUCGGUCUGCCACACCCAAACGUGCUCAAAUCUGGUGGCUCUUGGGUUUGGUUUUUGCUGUAAGGCUGCAAUCCCAUAUCCACUUUCCUUGGAAUAUGGCAUUUAUAUACAUAAUAGUUGGCUUACUAAUGUUUAGGCUAAAAUGUAUUUAGAAAAUACAAUUUUAGGGCAGUAUUCAACUAAGUUUUACUCAGUAGAGUAGACCUGUUGAAAUUAGUGAUCCAAAUUUAGUCAUUUUCAUUAAUAUCAACGGGUCUACUCUGAGUAACGCGGGUGGCGCUGUGGGUUAAACCGAUCAGAAGGUCAGCGGUUCGAAUCCCCGCAACGGGGUGAGCUCCCAUUGCUCGGUCCCUGCUCCUGGCAGUUCAAAAGCACGUCAAAGUGCAAGUAGAUAAAUAGGUACCGCUUUGGCGGGAAGGUAAAUGGCGUUUCCGUGCGCUGCUCUGGUUCGCCAGAAGUGGCUUUGUCAUGCUGGCCAUAUGACCUGGAAGCUGUACGCCGGCUCCCUCGGCCAGUAACGCGAGAUGAGCGCUGCAACCCCAGAGUUGGUCACGACUGAACCUAAUGGUCAGGGGUACCUUUACCUUUAACUUUACUGUGAAUUAAGGAAAUGGUUCUCGAAAUCGGUUCUGUCACAAAAUGUGAUCCUG